This is a messenger RNA of Fragaria vesca subsp. vesca, 1151 nucleotides long. RefSeq names its product 5'-adenylylsulfate reductase-like 5-like. The record is from RefSeq and is a predicted model, not a curated record. The transcript has 4 exons. Lineage: Eukaryota; Viridiplantae; Streptophyta; Magnoliopsida; Rosales; Rosaceae. Bases 109 to 855 code for a protein of 248 amino acids.
CAAAAUUCAGACUGAAGAGAUGAAGAAGGUUAGAGCAAACUGAUGAUGAUAGAGGGGAGAGUUAAAGCAUUUGAGUGAGAUACUGCGAAUGUUUUUAAAGAGCGAGAUAUGUGCAAGGUGGAUGGGGACUUCAUUGAUAGAGUGUUGGCAUCAAAACAGAAUUCUGGUUUUACUUCUGUGCUCUUUUAUGCUUCCUGGUGCCCGUUUUCACGCAGGUUGAAUCCUACUUUUGAAAUGCUUAGCUUCAUGUUCCCUCAAGUGGAUCAUUUGGCAGUAGAGCAAUCUUCAGCCUUCCCAAGUGUGUUCUCAAGAUAUGGUAUCCCUAGCUUCCCUUCUAUUUUAGUAGUCAAUCAUACAUCAAGGGUGCGAUAUCAUGGCCCAAAAGAUCUCCUGUCCCUUGUACAGUUUUACCAGAAAACCACAGGACUUGAGCCAGUUCAACAUUACCAUCAUGAUCAAUCCGUCAGUUACGAACGCGCUGAAAAAUCCAUAAUCCGAUCAAUGAAUAAUAUGCCGUCAUUAAAAGAGGUUUCAAGGAGAGAACCCUAUUUAGUUUUCGCUACAUUGUUUCUCUGUCUUAGGUUACUUCUACAUAUACUGCCUAAGGUAUUGACUCACCUGAAAGCCUUUUGGGUUCUAUACAUUCCCCAUUUCAACAUGGGAAUAUUUGGGGAAACGAGUCAAAUCAUGGGGCGUAUCCUCCACAUGGUUGAUGUUAGGAGGAUUUGGAACAAGCUGAGAUUAUGCAAGACCAGGAAUUUCCAUGAAGGUGCAAAGAAUGCCAGGGUUUGGGCUUCUUCCCUGACUUCAGUCUCGUUGGGUGAAUCCUCAUCGGCUAGAUCAUUGUCAUCUUAACUGCAGAACUCACAAUCUUGUACAAGACAAAUCCAGGGGUAGAGAAGAGCCUCUCUAUGUGAGGUUUUUGGGGCAGGUAGUUCUCUCCCUUGCUCACUGUAUUUACCAGUAAUGAUCGUUGAAGCUGUUGUCCAUGUUUGAGUUGGGAUUUUAGGAAAGCAAACAAAGUAAUGUAAAUUUGAGAAUAUCGUGGCUUUUGUAAAUUACUUAUGAGUUACCACCGGAAUGUAAUAUCAACUUCCCUCCCAUAAGGGAUAGCUUCGAAUAUUGAAGUGAGGACAUUCUAGCUUACUAUG